This is a messenger RNA of Rosa chinensis, 738 nucleotides long. Its product is annotated as 40S ribosomal protein S15-4. NCBI's taxonomy places the organism in Eukaryota, Viridiplantae, Streptophyta, Magnoliopsida, Rosales, Rosaceae. Gene Ontology annotation, biological process: ribosomal small subunit assembly; translation. Gene Ontology annotation, cellular component: ribosome; cytosolic small ribosomal subunit. The record is from RefSeq and is a predicted model, not a curated record. Gene Ontology annotation, molecular function: RNA binding; structural constituent of ribosome. The transcript is spliced from 4 exons. Bases 101 to 559 code for a protein of 152 amino acids.
AACCCUAAUUUCACUUCCCCACACUGCUCCUCGCUUCUUCAGUCGCCGCUUCUCUCCCUCUGCGAAAUUAGGGUUUCAUCUCUUCACGAUUUCACCGACGAUGGCGGAAGUGGAAGCUGACGUGGCGGCGGCCGGAGUGCCGAAGAAGAGGACGUUCAAGAAGUUCAGCUUCAGAGGAGUGGAUUUGGAUGCUCUUCUGGACAUGUCGACUGACGAGCUCGUUAAGCUCUUCCCUGCCAGGGCUCGGAGAAGGUUUCAGAGGGGAUUGAAGAGAAAGCCGAUGGCAUUGAUCAAGAAGCUGCGCAAAGCUAAAAGGGAGGCUCCACCUGGUGAGAAGCCCGAGCCAGUUAGGACUCACCUUCGCAACAUGAUCAUUGUACCUGAAAUGAUUGGUAGCGUUAUUGGAGUAUACAAUGGCAAGACCUUCAAUCAGGUUGAGAUCAAGCCUGAGAUGAUCAGCCAUUAUCUUGCUGAGUUCUCUAUCAGUUACAAGCCUGUCAAGCACGGAAGGCCUGGUAUUGGUGCUACCCACUCUUCCAGGUUCAUUCCCCUCAAGUGAAGUUUCUACUUCACUGUUGUUCAGAGAGUUGAGAGGACUUUAUUUGAGUAUGAAUUUGGAUUUCCCAUCAGACAUUUUUGCUGAAAGUUUUAUUAUUUUGUAAACAAUGACAAAGUCGACUGGUUUGUAGGAUCUUAUUGGAGUAAUUUUUAUUGCAAUCAAGUUUAUGACUUAUGAGU